Molecule: messenger RNA, 1121 nt
Organism: Nicotiana tabacum (common tobacco)
Lineage: Eukaryota; Viridiplantae; Streptophyta; Magnoliopsida; Solanales; Solanaceae
Product: chaperone protein dnaJ 8, chloroplastic
Source: RefSeq, a predicted model, not a curated record
AUCUUUAUAUCCACAUUGUUAUUUAAUUUUCCUUUUCCUUUUUCCAUCUUGUUGACCUCUACAAGACCAAUUAUUCGGAUUAAUAAAUUAGGAAAGCAAACAUAGUCUCAUUCACAUUCGGUUUGCCGUGUUAUUUGAUCCGUUUUCAUUGAAUAUUCAAUUUAAUUCAUAAUCUAUUUAAAGAUCGGCUUGUGGCUAAUUUUCUUAGAAUCACAUCAAUAUUUUUUGAAAAUAGAUAAGUUGGUUAUUUGAAAAGUUAAUUCGUUAAUGGCGACUGCUAUUGGAAUGCUGGGAAACGUUGGGGGUUGCGGCUCUGCAUCUGCGUCUUGGAUUCGUUUGAAAAACUGCUCAAAGAAGAAGACGAAGGGUGAGAAUGUUAGAUUUAAGGUAUCGUGUGUUUAUUCCCCUUCUGUGAGUGAUCCUUACAAGACGUUGAGGAUUCAGCCUGGUGCUUCUGAAUCUGAAGUCAGGAAAGCUUUUAGACAGCUUGCUCUUCAGUAUCACCCGGAUGUGUGCAGAGGAAAUAAUUGCGGCAUCCAAUUUCACCAAAUCAAUGAAGCAUACGAUGUUGUGAUGAGUAACUUGAGAGGUGAAACGAAGAGGGCAGAGAUGGAGAUAUACGAGGAAUAUGAUGAUGGUGAUUCCAUGAGAGGAGUGAACGAUCCAGAUUGGGACAUGUGGGAAGAGUGGAUGGGAUGGGAAGGAGCUGGCAUUCGUGACUAUUCUUCUCACAUCAACCCUUAUAUUUAAUAUAAUCUUUAAUCUCGACUAUACUUACCUCGACGGGAUCAAUGGACGAUCAAAAAGGUCCAUGGCCUAGGCUGGAACCUAAAAUUAUCGUAAGUGAUCGAGCUUACAUCAUAAUUUAUGGUUUAAAAAAGAAUUUGGACUAUAGUAUUUCUGUUCAAAAAGCCCAUCCAUCUCUUUCAACUGAAGAUGGUUCGUGGUUUCUGUAUAUUUUCAAUGUAAAAAGUGUAAUUAUUUUGUACAUAAAUGGGAGUUUCUCCUAUGUGAUUAUUAAUUGUUAAGAUGUGAUGGACCGAUGGUGAUAUCAAUAUGAACUUAUAUUACUGGCUGAUUUUGUAUCAAUGGGGAAAUAAUUAUGAAGAUUAUGGCUUUGA